CGUGGUUGUGAAAAUGUCUCAUAAAAUAACUUCAAAAUUUAUUUGGUUUUAUGUGAUGUUUGGAAUGUUAGAUGUAUGCACCGAUUUUACAUUCCUCAUCCUUUAAAGAAAAACUCUGACUUUUAAUUCAUCCAUGAAUUCUGCAUUCUGUAUUCUACCUCUUUGUUCAAGACAGGGUGCAGAAAGGCAUUGUAACCAUGCCUCAGAAUCAGAACUGAGCAGUUUAAAAUAGUUAGUUGAGACCCAGCUAUAGACAGGAUUGAUCUAGUGUACAUAUUUGAGCAAGGUCAACAGCUACAGAAUUCGGAAGCAUACUUUUGCUCAUUAUAACUUCACCAUCUGAGAUGUGACACUGGGAUCAUGUUUGAUAUCAACACAUACUUCAUAAAGAGUCUGUUAUCAUUCAGGGAUGUGGCUGUGGAUCUUUCACAGGAGGAAUGGGAGUAUCUAGACUAUGAUCAGAGGACAUUGUACGUGGAUGUAAUGUUGGAGAAUUACAGCAAUCUAGUCUUUGUGGAGAAUCAUCGAAUAUGUGGUAAAUAUGAGAAAGGCUUGGAUCAAGGCACAAAGUAUAUUGCCCAUGAGGAUGUGAUUAUCCAAGAGAAGUCAUAUAAAUGUAAUGAGCUUGGCAACAUGAUUGAUGAAUCCUCUCAAUGCACAUCUUAUGAAACAAGUGAUACUGCAGAAUAUUGCAACAAGUACAGAUUUGGUAUCCACAGAGAUGCUUCUGUUGAAACAUACGUAAACAGACAUAAAAGUGGGAACACUGGAGAAGAACCUUGCAAAUACAAAGAAUCUGUAAACUGUUUAAAUUUGUGUUCUAUCACUAGCCAAAAUCAAGGAAUUCACACAGGGAAGCAACACAAAAAUACAGAGUAUGAUAAAACUUUUGACUCCAAAACUAAAAUCAUGCUGAAACGAAUCUAUAGUGGAAAGAAGCCACACCAAUGCAGGAAAUGUGGAAAAUGCUUCAAGAUGGACUCAAGCUUCAGUGGACAUCAAAUUGCUCAUACUGGAGAGAAACCCUAUAAAUGUACAAAGUGUAGUAAAUCCUUUCUACAUUUGUCCCAACUCAAAGUCCAUUACAAAAUCCAUUGUGGAGAAAAACCCUACAAAUGUACAGAUUAUGCUCAUUGCUUUUCUCAUACACCUGACAUUGAAAGACAUUACAGGAUCCACAGUGGAUCGAAGACUCACAAUUGUAAUGAUUGUGGCAAAUUCUUUAUGAGUGCUUCAUCUCUUAGAACACAUCAGAGAAUCCAUACAGGAGAGAAACCUUACACAUGUAGCAAAUGUGAGAAAUCUUUUUCCAAGAAAGACCAUCUUAGAAAUCAUCAGAGAAUUCAUACAGGAGAGAAACCUUACAAAUGUAGUGAAUGUGACAAAUCCUUUAUCGUGAAAGGCAAUCUUAGAAGUCAUCAGAGAAUCCAUACAGGAGAGAAACCUUAUAAAUGUAGUGAAUGUGACAAAACCUUUUCAGUUUCCUCAAGUCUCAGAACACAUCAGAGAAUACAUACAGGAGAGAAACCGUACAAAUGUGGUGAAUGUGACAAAUCCUUUAUGAGUGCCUCAUCUCUUAGAACACAUUACAGAAUACAUACAGGAGAGAAACCUUACAAAUGUACCAAAUGUGAGCAGUCUUUUUCCAAGAGAGACUUUCUUAGAACUCAUCAGAGAAUACAUACAGGAGAGAAGCCUUACAAAUGUAGUGAAUGUAACAGAUCCUUUACCCUGAAAGGCUAUCUUAAAUCUCAUCAGAGAAUACAUACAGGAGAAAAACCUUACAAAUGUAGUGAAUGCGACAAAUCCUUUAUGUUUGCCUCAUCUUGUAGAACACAUCAGAGAAUACAUACAGGAGAAAAACCUUACAAAUGUACUGAAUGUGACAAAUCCUUUUCAGUUGUCUCAUAUCUUAGAAAACAUCAGAAAAUACAUACAGGAGAGAAACCGUACCAAUGUAGCGAAUGUCAGAAAUCUUAUUCCAAGAAAGACCAUCUUAGAACUCAUCAGAGAAGUCAUACUGGAGAGAAACCUUACAGAUGUAGUGACUGUGACAAAUCAUUUUCUAAGAAAGACAAUCUUAAAACUCAUCAGAGAAUCCAUACAGGAGAGAAACCUUACAAAUGUAGUGAAUGUGACAGAUCCUUUACCCUGAAAGGCCAUCUUAAAACUCAUCAGAGAAUACAUACAGGAGAAAAACCUUACAAAUGUAGUGAAUGUGACAAAUCCUUUACCCUAAAAGUCAAUCUUACAAAGCAUCAGAGAAUACAUACAGGAGAGAAACCUUACAAAUGUAGUGAAUGUGACAAAUCUUUUUCCCAGAAAGACACUCUUAGAAGUCAUCAGAGAACACAUACAGGAGAGAAACCUUACAAAUGUAAUGAAUGUGAGAAAUCUUAUUCCAAGAAAGACCAUCUUAGAAGUCAUCAGAGAAUCCAUACAGGAGAGCAACCUUACAAAUACAGUGACUAUGACAAAUCCUUUACACAGAAAUUCACACUUAGAAUUCAUCAGAGAAUCCAUACAGAAGAAAACCUUACAAAUGUAAUAAAUGUGACAAAUCCUUUUCAAGUGGCUCAGAUCUUAGAAAACAUCAGAAAACCCAUACAGGUAAGAAGCCUUCCAAAUGGAGUAGAUGCAAGAAAUCCUUUACCCAGAAAGGCAGUCUUAGAACUCAUCAGAUAAUACCUACAGGAGAAAAAUGUAGAAAUGUAGAGAAUGUGACAAAUCCUUUGCUGUUGGCUCGUUUCUUAGAACACAUCAGAGACUGCACACAGGAGAGAAACUUGACA
Peromyscus eremicus (cactus mouse) is the source of this 2792-nucleotide messenger RNA. RefSeq names its product zinc finger protein 420-like. Gene Ontology annotation, molecular function: DNA-binding transcription factor activity, RNA polymerase II-specific; RNA polymerase II cis-regulatory region sequence-specific DNA binding. Gene Ontology annotation, cellular component: nucleus. The record is from RefSeq and is a predicted model, not a curated record. Bases 361 to 2685 code for a protein of 774 amino acids. Lineage: Eukaryota; Metazoa; Chordata; Mammalia; Rodentia; Cricetidae. The transcript has 3 exons. Gene Ontology annotation, biological process: regulation of transcription by RNA polymerase II.